AUGAUCAGCCCUGCGGAUUCGGAGCAAGCAGAAAAAGAACAGAAGUGGCUUUGGACAUGGAAUCAGCAGAGACUGAAAGAGAAGCUUCAUGGACGCAAGGCAACAAACCCCUGGGUGUUGGAUGCCUCCGGACGACCAUAUUGUCUCAGAAGCCACGAAACAUGCAGGGCCAGGCUUCUUUCCAGCAAGUCUUUGCCGAGUAUGGCAGUGACACACUAUGCCACCGAGAAUCGACGAGCUUUCCAACUGGAAACCAGCGUCUUGGGAUCAAAGUACACACCCACGAAACCGCGCUUCAACAAGAGAUAG
Messenger RNA from Cladocopium goreaui, 309 nucleotides. Lineage: Eukaryota; Dinophyceae; Suessiales; Symbiodiniaceae. The record is from the annotation of a GenBank genome assembly.